Ruditapes philippinarum (Manila clam) is the source of this 1769-nucleotide messenger RNA. RefSeq lists its product as uncharacterized. The coding region runs from base 83 to 475 and encodes 130 amino acids. The record is from RefSeq and is a predicted model, not a curated record. The transcript is spliced from 4 exons. NCBI's taxonomy places the organism in Eukaryota, Metazoa, Mollusca, Bivalvia, Venerida, Veneridae.
GCAGUUUAUUCAGGGUACAUACUGUAGUCAAUAUUCUAUUCUAAAAAUAGCAACAGUGUAAUGUGAUCAACAGACGACAAACAUGGAAGAUAACAUUUUAUUUACGUUUAUUUUGUUUGCAGGAUUUACAAGUACAUUUGCGUCACAUGACUGGGGGCUUGACCCUUUCGUUGGUUUUCUAAUAGGCGUGAUAGUAUUUUUCGUCAUCAUUGUUGUAGUAACUGUUGCCGUAUGCGUGUAUUGCCGCAGAACAAGAGGACACACUGGGCAAGUGUGCCAACCGGCUCCACCUCAAAGAACUACAAUUCAUAUCCACAGUCCGCUGCCUUGCGGACAGACUGGCUAUAAUGGUACCGUAAACAGUCCGGUUGUAAUAAUGACGUCAAACGUGACGCCAGGAACAACGCAACAAAUGUUGAAGCCGGUGGCCCCAUUGCCUCCAGAACAACGAGAAGAAAGACGUGUGAUGAAAUAGAUAUAUAAGUUAUCUGACAUUGAAAACAUGUUUGAUGUUAUUGUUUUAUUAAAUGCCCUAUAAUUAUCUGUCACGAGACAUGCAUAAAACAUUAAACAUCAAAUGUCAUUGUAAUAUUUUUAUAAAAACAGUUUCAUGAAGUUUAUGUCAGAAUACCAGAAUAAUGCUGAAACUAACUGACACAAUUUGUCUGACUCUGUUGCAAAUAAGCCUUAAGAUUAGUUUGGAGGUUCUUUUUUUUUACAGCAAUAAUUAUAAGGCCGAAAACUAUAAGCUAAGAUCAAUGGCCGGGAGAGUCACUCGUUACAUCAUGUUUGAUUUUUGAAUAGGCAAUUUGUUCUUUAUCUUUGUUGACUAUAGAAACAUCUACAGGUGUUCAAAGUGUAGUUAUCAUGAAGCUUUUAACGUGUUAUUAAAGUGCCAUUCCAUUUAACGAAGUGUAUAGUCCUCAAAUGCGUGUAUCAUAAACGAAAAAAAAAUAACAGAUGGGGAAACUAAAUUUUGAAAGGGGAUCAAAAGUUAAUAGUGAGAAAUAAACACUCCGUAAAGAACGGUCAAAACGACAAAACAGGCUCGUUUUGAUAGUGCCUGUUCAUGGACGGUACUGUAAAUUGCUAGCUAACGUCCGCGGCCGCUACCACUGGCUUAUACGGAAUUCAACAUUAUAACCCAUGAAAUGGUAAAAUUGUGAAUUUAGAAUCAUCCGCAGGUGUGCCUACAUAUCUUGAACAAGCUGACGAAAGGCAGUUAUACCGCAAGUGUAUUAGUAAUGCGACGACUUUCAAAUAUUGCUGCUGGAGGAAGACAUCAGGUGUCCCUCAUAGCACCAUUUCAGGCACUAGCAAUGCAAUAUCUUGUGGUACAAGAAAAUAUUCACAAAGACACCAACGUUGUAUUGAGUGCUGCGGCAAACUUUUCAGGUUUUUUCUUAUCUGACGCCGGCAGGCUAAUGACGCUGUUAUACCGUGUAGACUUUGUCUGUGGACAUCAUUAAUCUGGUCAUCUGAGUAAAAUUCACAGAACCUGUUGUAAUUUUGUUCGCUGUUUCUCAAAUACUUCUUUUGUCAGUCAAGGACAUUUGACAAAAUUUUCUCUUGCAAGUAUUUCACCCACAUAAACACUCGUGUGCCUUCAACAACAGUUUGAAUUCAAUUGACUAUAUUUCAAAACGAAGAUGGUAGUGUAAUGUCAUUUGAUUCCCUCCAAAGAUGUAAAAUUAUUGUAUGAACUUCUUUUAUUUGUAUUUUUCUCAUAAGCCUGUGCACAUAACUAUAAAUAAAUACAAACUAAACCA